Molecule: messenger RNA, 1143 nt
Organism: Penicillium daleae
Lineage: Eukaryota; Fungi; Ascomycota; Eurotiomycetes; Eurotiales; Aspergillaceae
Product: tetratricopeptide repeat protein
Exons: 6
Coding region: 1-1143 (380 amino acids)
Molecular function (GO): protein binding
Source: RefSeq, a predicted model, not a curated record
AUGCCCUCACUACGAGACAUCUUGCACAAACGCGAAGACCUCACCGAGAAGUCCUCCGCACCAACAACCAACCCGCAAAAUCCCCCAUCAUCCCCGCCACCACCCGAGAUCACCUUUCUACGCUCCGACACCUUCGGCCAAGAAGUAAUCACCCCUCCAGCACACCCACACGACGAACACACGCCCAACUCACUCGCAAGCGCAACUCCCGAGUCCCCGCGUCUCUCCUCCUCCAAUUCCCGCCGCAGCUUCCUCUUUAAGCGCUCCAACUCCUCCCGCUCCCUCUCCAGCCCAUCACCACCCCACCCCCACCGCGAGCGCCGCCUCUCGAACCUUCUCCACCGCCGCAGCCCAAGCAACUCGCAAGAGUCAUCAGCAAAUAUCCCCGAGGGUCUGCCGCAGAUUGAGGACGAGAAGGGGGCGGAUAAACAGGAGCGCGAGGCGCAAUGGGAGAAAAGGGCCACGGUGCUGGUGCAGCGGAAUCCGCACUUUGGCCAGUCGCUUUCGUCGCCACCGCAGUCGGUGGGUGAUUUGUCGUUGCCCGGUGGUGGACAGGGAAGAUCUAGGAGUUCUAGUCAUAGUCGAGUUGGCGAUCAGCAGGAUGAUGUCAAUAUCCAAGAGGCUAUCCGGCUUCAUGAAGCAGGAGAUCUGGAAAGAUCAACUAUGAUGUUUGGCCAACUUGCCGACCCCAAUGGGCAUAACAAUCCGCUUAGCCAGGUUCUCUACGGCUUAGCAUUGAGACACGGCUGGGGCUGUACGAAAGACGAGACACGCGCAGUAGAAUACCUUUCGGCGGCGGCAACAAACUCAGCCGCCGUAGAAUCCGAUGCUCUCCGUGCAGGCAUGAAAAAGGGCGGCGUUGCAAAAGGCGAGCUGGUCCUGGCUAUCUUCGAACUUGCCAAUUGCUUCCGCAUGGGUUGGGGGGUGAAGAAAGACCCUGCUGCUGCGAGGCAAUAUUACGAGACUGCAGCGAACCUAGGUGAUACUGAUGCCAUGGAUCAGGUGGCGUGGUGUUACCUAGAGGGAUUUGGUGGGAAAAAGGAUAAGUUCAAAGCGGCCAAAUACUAUCGACUUGCCGAGGAGAACGGGUGUCCUACCGUUGGGAACUCUUGGAUCUGGAAAGAAAAGUAUAAUCCCAAAUGA